Molecule: messenger RNA, 5915 nt
Organism: Morone saxatilis (striped sea-bass)
Lineage: Eukaryota; Metazoa; Chordata; Actinopteri; Moronidae
Gene: insyn1
Product: inhibitory synaptic factor 1
Exons: 3
Coding region: 2001-2957 (318 amino acids)
Biological process (GO): inhibitory postsynaptic potential
Cellular component (GO): postsynaptic density
Source: RefSeq, a predicted model, not a curated record
GGCGCAGGGGCAGAGAGACGGGGACGGAGAAAGGGAAAGAGCAAGAGUGACAGAAAGGGGGGGGGGAAGAGAGUGAGAGUCGAAAAACAGGCAGAUAGAGAGGGAGAGGCUGUCAUAGGAAUCACACAGCUCCUUUUUCACAGCAGCAGCUCAGCCGUUUCUGUCCACUGCCUCCAGAUGCAGGCGAAUGCUGAUGGGGAUGAUGGGUGGCGUGUUUUCGGCAGCACAGUUAUCUGAGUGAUGGUAGCAGCCGCGGUGGCAUCACAACCCAAAGCAGGAGCUCUCCUCGCCGCUCUGGCUGUUAGUCAUCUUUCAGCCUCCUCUCUCCCUUCUCAGAGUGCUAUCAGGGCCAUUCAUCGUUCCCAUCUCAUGCCUCCUGCCUCCUCCUCCUCCUCCUCUUCCUCCUCCACAGCUUCAUCCUCCACUUCUACUCCUCCUCUGAUGAGCCAAAGCCUCAGAGUGAAAUAACCCUGCUGAUAGAAGCUUCUCUCUCUGUCAAGACAGUGCCAUGUGUGAUUGGCCAGCGUACCCCGUGGCAGUGGCAUCGCCCUGGAUUUGGCGAGAAGCUCUCCCCCCUGCUUGUUCUCUGGGGCUCCUCUGGGAAGCUUUCAUAGGAUUUAUCUCGUCCUGCUGGAUGGCACAGAGCCCUCUGCCUCUCUGAAAAGAGUCCACAGAGAAAACAUACACUACACGGAUAAGAAGUAAAAUAAUUAUCCAAUCACAGCACAAGGAGGCAGACCAGGGUUCCCUUAGCAACAACUGAAGGAGAGAAGAGAAUCCUUUUCUCUUUCUGCUCCCUUGGUUUUUGGGCACACCCCUGUGGACUGCUGUGGGUCAGUGUUUUCUGAGAGGACUUGGAUAGCGCCGUUGCAUAAGACAAGCUGCCACCCAAAUUCCAGGGGAAGGUGCUCGCUCGCCCUCCAGCCCCCCUCGUAACUGUGUCUAAUCAACACCACGAUUUUUUUGUUAUCCCUCCACAAAUUCUCAUCACAAGUCACGUUCCGCUGCCUUGGAAAUCAAUUCAUUCUGAUCCCACGCCACCUGGAAUAAGCCCUGCUUUGGGGGGAGAUUGGACGCUCUGUGAAAAGACCCACACCUACCUUCCUCCCUUUCAUGGACGAGAAAUGAAGGACAACACGAGCAAGUCGUCAUCUGCAAAAAAGAAAUGGAUGUGAAGCAGUUUCAAGCAAGUUUAUUUUGAUGAGAGUUUCUACUGACAAUCUUUUUAUUUUUCCUGGAAGAGAAAACGCCACACUGCACAGAGGAAUAUCCCAUUUUUUUCCAAACAGGAUCUGUCCUUUCUCUCUUAAAAGACAGUAGACCUCUCUGAGGGACUAUAUUUAGAAGGCAAAUCUUGUCCCUGCUGGCCAAUAAUGUAGAACACGAUUUUGAAAAUUGAGCCACUGCUGGGAGUUCUAUUUUUCUAUCUAUGUUGGAUAGCUUUCUCUAUAAAAAGGGUUAAUACAAACCCCUUGUCUGCUUUCACUUUUGUAUGUUAGCCUGCCAUUAUGUCACUGUGUUUCAGAAGUAAAAAAGAUUGUACAGGACAAGUGGAAGAGGGAAAAAGUCUCUUCCCUGUAUAGUGUUUUAAAUAGCAUCUCCUCGGUAACAAUUUCAAACGUACACACUGACACAUGAGAUGAGUUGGCUCUACACGAUUAUGUAAGAGUUUCAUACCAGCUUUAGCCCAUGUAUUUUGCCUCUUCCUUUUCCAUGGAUUUACAGCAUUUGACUUUUCCCAUGCUCAUUUUCUCCUCGUUUUUGGAAGCAUCUACCAGAGGGCAUGGAUGUCAAAGUGUGACCCUGUGCCGAGUGUGCGGGAGAGGCAAGGUGUUUUGGCUGCCCAGGUGCUUUUAAGAUGUUGAGGUCUCCCUGCGUGGCCGGGGCCCCUGUUCGGAUCAGUAGCACUGAGGCUCCUUGUAGCCAAAGACAUGGACCCCGACUCGGCUCCCCCACGCCCUCAGCCUGUUGGCCACUGGCCCCACGUCGCCCUGUAAAGGAUGUCCCUCAGCAGAGCUCCGGCCCGGGACACCUCUGAGACCCCCAGCCCGAGAGAACGCAUCCGCAGCCACAUGAAGAUGGUGAUCAACCAGCUGGAAGGUAUCCUCAUAGAGCUCAAGGAUGUGGCCAAGGAACUCCGGGAGGUGGUGGGUCAGAUCGAUAAACUAACAUCCGACUUUGACUUUGACCUGGAGCCAGAUGACUGGACGGUGGCCACAGCCAGCAGCACGUCCAGCAGUGAGCGGGGUCUGGGAGAGGCCUUCAGGCUGGACUUCCUCAAUGCAGAUGUGCUUUCUGAUAGCUGGGAGUUCUGCAGCUAUCUGGAGGCGGCUGGCGCUGCUGCCGCCCGCAGACCUGGUGAGCAACCAGGAGAUCCACGACAGGAUCUGGGCCGCGGGACCAUCCCCACCCAGACACAGACCCCCACCACUGCCUCGGUCUACUCCCAGAUGAACGGUGGGCUGCCUAUCCCUAAUGGGCCCCGCAUUAUUACUCCAGAUUCAUCCAGCGAGGAGGCCAGCAGCUCCACGCACAGCCACAAGACUUCCCGUACCUCUGGCACAAGAGAAAGAGUCCGCUUCAGUGACAAAAUUCUGUACCACGCGUUAUGCUGUGACGAUGACGAGGAGGAGGAGGAGCAAGAGGAAUUACAGGAGGACAAGAGUGGCUGUGCUACACCGGAUAGCGAUAGUGAACCCAGUCUCCUGACAAGCUCAGUCACCCCCAAACGUUCUUCCUCUGAGCACUCACUCCUCCAUAACUGUCUGGACCCUUCGUAUGUCUCCUCGCCAAUGAAGGGGACGACGGGAGCUCACACACUACCCAGGAAAGGUCUCUUAAAUCCUGGCUGCCGCAAAAAACUGUUACGAAAUAGCAGCACACAAACUGUCUCUGACAAGAGCACCCAAACUGUACUGCCCUAUAUUCCAACCAAACAGAAAACAAAGGACCACUGAGAAAGCCCUAAGUUUAUCAUAAAUUUCAUGAAGAGGACUGUGCAUUAUUUAAUAUUAAAUACAUAGCUCAUAGAUUAAUACACAAAUAAAUUAAUUACUAAAUAAAUAAAUGAUAUAUGGGAAAUCACUCGACUACCUAAAGUUAUUCUGAGGCUCAGGGAAAACAAGAUGAAAUGAAGCAAAGGAGAUCAUUAAGAUGAAAGAUACUGGUGGACCAAAAGGUUAGUGCCUGUUCUACUGUUAAAAGAAACACUGAAUGGAUUCCGUAUGUGUAGUCAUUUCAAACAAUGACAGAGAUUAUAAAAGCAAUCAUUUUUACUCGAACAUUUGAAGUGUUCAAAAUUGGAAGUAUGAAGAGGCCCUUUCCCCUCAUGUCAUACAAUAGUUUAAGUCACAAAAAAAGAGAAAAGAAAAUGCUUGUUCCUAUAAUGUGGAUACAAAACGCUGCACAUUCUGUACUCUGAAUCUGUAUAAACAUUGUCUUUUUUAUGUUCCAGUUAUUUCAAAUGUCAAGGGGAUUGUUGCUUUCAGCAGGGUAAUGUAUCUAGAUGCACAUGUCAAGCCUCUUCCUCUCUUUGAUGUCAACAAACAACUUUGAGCGUGGAGCCAGAAAACAACACUAUUUACCUGCCCUUGAUUUUCUAAAUCAUGUCAGUGUGAUUCCUUCUUGGUCUGCUGCAAAAGCUGAACGAGUGGCAGGCAGGGAAAAAAAAUAUAUAAAAUAAUUUGAGAAUGUGCGGUCCACUAAAGUGACAUUUCCAAUUUUUUUUCUCUUCGUUCAUGCCUGACUGUGACGUCAUUAAACCUAGGAUCCCAGCUAAAAAGCAGUCUAUAAAAAAGUGCUAAAGGUUUUGUCUCUCCAUUCAGUCGCCCAGUGGGGAAUUGAACUCGGUAGAGCAGCAUUUUAUUCACAGGGCUAACGCCAAUAGCCAUUCCUGAUCAAUAUGUUAGAGGGAGGUUGCAGCGAGAGGUCUCUCUGCUGAGCCUGCAUGGCACUCUCCUGGGAUCUGUGAACAAAAACUCACAGUCAGACCUAUUUACUUACACUGAGUGGAACAAAAAUUAGAACUGCGGCCCUAAAGAACUGACAUUUCAAAAAAUGUGCGUCCAGGAGUGAGAGCUGGUGGUGGAAAGAGAGAGUGUUCCUGUUCAAAGAUUUUUUUUACAGAGCAAUAAUCUACCCCGGGGAACGGCUUUGUGAGCCUGCUCCCCUGGUCCUCUCACCCGUACUUUCCUAAUGUUGUGUUUUCCAGUUCAAAAAAAAAAAAAGAGAAAAAAAAGUAAAGUAAAAUGUCAUAGUCUUAAAGAGGAAAAUCCUUGCUGACUCCUGUGAAGCUAACCUUUGUGCCUCUGAUCACCUAAUGUGGACUACCUUCCGCAGUAGGCAGAGAUGGUCAUAGAAUCUUAUUUAUUCACAUACUGUAGAAAGAAACUUUACUUACUCUAUUACUUCAUAUAUUUAAUGCUUCCAUGUAAAAUAUAUAUAUACAGUACAUGCGAGCAUGCUAUCUUGUUUUUACCUCAAAAUCACAGGCUUUUUGUGGUUGAAACUACUUCUUAUGUGAUUGUUUUUCCAUCAACAAGUCAAUUUAUCAUUAGCAUAUUUUACUAAAUUCAUGUAAAUUAAGACAGUUUUAGUCUGCAGGAAUGUUCUCCAUCUACAACUGGUCAAAGCAAUAUAUUGGAAUCAACAAACAAACUAGACUAAUAAAGUCAAAAUGAAAAUCUCAUUCUACUGUAAGCCAGAUAAAUCUCCUUGCGAUGCACAUAGUGGUGAAGAUUUUACAAUUUUGGCAAAUUCUCAAAAGCAAUAAUUGUAAAUGUGGCUCAAAAUAACCAUGGACCCUAUUCAACAAAUUUCAUACUAAUUCUGUUGACAAUUACCUAAGUCAUUUUCCAGUGCCUGGUAGUGAUUUUCUGCUUUGAUGAUGGCUUGGGAUGCGUCCAGUCUUCUACAACUGGUCACUGCAACACUGUUGAUCAUUAGGUGCUCUGGAGAAACACAUCCAUAACAGCCCACCUCUUUGUUUUUGCUUGUGUGUUCAUGUAUAACAGUUAUUGCAUAGUCCGCUGCUUAAGGGAAUUACAGCUGUGCUGUUUAGGCAGCAUCAAGCCUCAAGAGCCCAAUAUAAGGAAGGCAGAGUGAGCACUUUAACACUAGGCAGCUUGGUGGAAGACGCACAAGCAUCAAUUAGCCAGAAGCUGAUGUGCUAUACAUGCAUAUAUCAGAAGUAAUUUGGUGAUUUUUUUCCUCCAGUUUUGUAACGUUUUCAUUUCGUCUUGCUCUGGCUCAGUUAAUCCCAAGUACCUGUGAAGAAAGAGCCACUGAAAAGAGAUCAAUGGCUCACUCCCCAAAGCAUUGGCUGCCAUUUCCCUGCUAGAUUGGGGACCAACAGGUCAUCACAGCCAUUAGCAUAAACAAACAAAGCUAUGCCGCCACACAGGCAAAGCAUCAAUUACAGGAAAACAAACUAAGCCCUUAUUGUGAUGCCUAUACACCCGCCAGACAUUAUAAUGCGAGGGGGAUUUUUUUCCCCCUCUCCUUUCCAGUCUAAAGAUUUUAUAAGUCAUAUCUGCGAUGAAAUCACCUCUUCAAAUAUAGAGCGGUUUGGCACUGGCGCAGAAUACAUUAUCAUUGGGGACAGAUUUGAGAUAUUUGGACAAAACAUUAGCAACGUCUCUUUUGCCAACAGGCUCAUUAUUCAUCUCUAAUAGGGCAGAGCUUUGUCCUCAGUUCUCUGUAGGACAAGGAUGGGAGGCAUCCAAAGGUUAUGAAAACCUGAGCACACCGAUGCCAAAUCAUCUGCCCACCAGGAAGAUCAUUUUGUGAUGUCACUGAAUACAAAACAGAUGUGUGUUUGUGUACGUGUGCAUAUGUGAGUGUCUCUUGUCUGUAUGUUCACUGCCUUUGUGCCUGCACACUGUGUCAGGAGAUAAGUGAUAUUUUCUGAAUUAUAU